UCAACCCUAUCAUGUAUUCCAAGAUUUUGAUCUUCCUGUGCGCCGCGGGCAUUGCUUCCGCUGGUAACUUAUAUGCCGCAGCCCCAGCUGUGGCUUACAGUUCCCCGGCUACUUCGGUAUCCUACACCACACACACCACAACAUCUCACGGUGGUCCCGUGGCUGGAUACGCAGCGGCCCCAGUGGCCACCUACGCCGCAGCUCCGGUAGCUUCUUACGCUGCACCUGUAGCCACAUAUGCGAGAUCCUACGCUGCCCCAGCUGUAGCCGCCUACUCCGCACCCGCAGCUAGUGUUUCAUACCAGUCAGUGCAGUCUCACGUAGCGCCUGUCUCUUAUGCCGCAGCCGCUCCCGUGGUAGCCAGAACAUACGCAGCACCAAUUGCCAGGACGUAUGCCGCUGCCCCAGUUUACGCGAGGACCUAUGCCGCUGCUGCACCUCUUGUGGCUAGAACUUAUGCUGCUCCUGCUCUUGCGUCGUAUGCUGCACCAGUGGCCCGCAUCGCUGCUCCUUCAGUGUCGUACGCUUCUGUAGCCACCCAAACUUCUCCCAUCGCUACUUACGCUGCUGCCCCAGCUUACUCUUCCUACGCUGCUGCCCCAUCUUACUCCACCUAUGCUGCCGCUCCGGCUUACUCCACCUAUGCUGCCGCCCCAGCUUACUCCACCUAUGCUGCCGCCCCAGCUUACUCCACGUACGCCGCAGCGCCAGCAGUAGCUUACGGAGGCUACGGAGGUCUGGGAGCCCACGGCUGGUAAACCACCAAAGCAUUUUAUUAUGUACAUAAAUUAUCUAAUCAC
Molecule: messenger RNA, 800 nt
Organism: Pieris brassicae (large cabbage white)
Lineage: Eukaryota; Metazoa; Arthropoda; Insecta; Lepidoptera; Pieridae
Product: cuticle protein 16.5-like
Exons: 2
Coding region: 12-758 (248 amino acids)
Source: RefSeq, a predicted model, not a curated record